This is a messenger RNA of Diorhabda sublineata, 1679 nucleotides long. It is a transcript of the gene byn, whose product is annotated as T-box transcription factor T. Gene Ontology annotation, molecular function: RNA polymerase II cis-regulatory region sequence-specific DNA binding; DNA-binding transcription factor activity, RNA polymerase II-specific. NCBI's taxonomy places the organism in Eukaryota, Metazoa, Arthropoda, Insecta, Coleoptera, Chrysomelidae. The record is from RefSeq and is a predicted model, not a curated record. The coding region runs from base 164 to 1507 and encodes 447 amino acids. Gene Ontology annotation, biological process: positive regulation of DNA-templated transcription; heart morphogenesis; regulation of transcription by RNA polymerase II. The transcript has 6 exons. Gene Ontology annotation, cellular component: nucleus.
UAAUCAUACGGUAUAUGAUUGACAAUCUAAAUUAAUUAUCGAGUUCAUUUGUUUCAUUUUUAAUCUUAUUGAGAGUGAAUUUGUGAGAAAAGUUGUACAAAUUAGUGUUGUGAAUAUUAUUUGCUUGGAGUAUUUAUGUGGAAGGAGUCACAAUACAGAUCAAAUGGCACAACAGCACAUCCUUUCAGCUGUAGAGUCAGAAAUAAGUUCAGGAAAAGACAAAGGAGAUCCCACAGAGAAAGAUUUAACAGUAACAUUGGACGAUAGAGAUCUGUGGGUUCGAUUUCAGUGUUUUACAAAUGAAAUGAUUGUUACUAAAAGUGGAAGGCGAAUGUUUCCCGUUAUUAAAGUGACAUCGGGCGGUUUGGAUCCUAAAGCAAUGUAUACCGUACUAUUGGAAUUUGUUCAAAUUGAUCCACAUAGAUGGAAAUAUGUCAACGGAGAAUGGGUGCCGGGCGGAAAAGCGGAAUUACCUCCCGCCAAUCCUAUUUACAUUCAUCCUGAAUCGCCUAAUUUCGGAGCUCAUUGGAUGAAGGAACCGAUUUCGUUCGCAAAAGUAAAACUCACAAACAAAUCAAACGGAAGCGGUCAAAUAAUGCUUAACUCUCUCCAUAAAUACGAACCGAGAGUGCAUCUGGUUAGAGUUGGAACCGAACCUAGAAGAGUAAUAACGUUUCCUUUUCCCGAAACGCAAUUCAUUGCAGUCACUGCGUAUCAAAAUGAAGAAGUUACUUCAUUGAAGAUAAAAUACAAUCCUUUUGCUAAAGCGUUUUUAGACGCAAAGGAAAGGCCCGACAAUUUAUAUAGUCAAAGGGAAUUUUCAAAUAAUUACGGACAACAGCCCACCCAGUAUUCACAGUACGGUUCGUGGUUUCUACCGCACCAACCAAUAUACGCUUCCGGAACUCAAAUGUCACCUUGUCAGUUCAGAUCAAGUCCAACUUUAAAACGACAAAAAUCGGCGCCUUAUACUAUUCAGAGACAAAAAUCAGCAUCAGUUUCACCACCAUCACAUGUAUAUACACCACCCGAUCACAUCCAACAACAAACAAUAUACAAUUCCACCGGUCCGACAUAUACCAGCUGGCCCACCAUGACUACAAUACAAACGCAAACUCCAAAUUCGGUAAAUUGUUGGUCGUUAACAUCUAGUCCACCGCCAUCACAUCACGUGCCAGGUCCAACAACUCCCAAUCAAUCUCCUAGUCACCAGAUAUACCAGCACUCUCCUAUAACUAGCAUCACCAACCUUUCAUAUCCGGGAUAUUACGGCGAUGUUACUUACCAGAACCCGGAAUAUGUAUCUGUAGUCAAUUCAGAAUUGACAUAUACACAAAUCGGCUUAGAUAGGGCAACUCCAAUCGUUUAUCAAUCAGAUGUAACUAAUACGGCAAAAGAUGAGUAUGAAGGUACUACUAAUAUAAAUAAUAGCAGCAAUGAAAGACCCGGAUCGGCUCAAGGUACUAACAGGCAAGAAUGGAUUUCGAUGAGUCAUAUGCAGAAUUAGAAUUAUAUUAAUUUUGUACAUAAGGUUAAUAAAUAGUUUAAAAUGAGUGAUUUAAUAUUUUCAUAUUACUUAGAGGGAAUAUUAAAAUUUUCUGUCAUCGUCAAUUUAUUCAGCAAUAUUUUAUCCCGUGAUUCAAAAAGAAAUGAUAUUACUUUAGUGAAACAAAUUUUAU